Bursaphelenchus okinawaensis is the source of this 1200-nucleotide messenger RNA. Lineage: Eukaryota; Metazoa; Nematoda; Chromadorea; Rhabditida; Aphelenchoididae. The record is from the annotation of a GenBank genome assembly.
AUGCCUGCUUCUAGGUUUGAAAAUGAGCUUCAAAAAGUGUAAGUUAAGCCUUGUAAAAGUAGAACUACUCGUAAUAUUUACUUUUGAAUAAGAAAUACUCAUUUUCUUUUCAAAGUUUAAAAAUAUUUACUAAAAUUUAAGCAUAUUUUAGCUUCAACAAAUCAAAACAAUGCUUCCAACGCAAAUUACUGGCAGAAUCCUCAUCAAAAAUAGGCAAAAAGCUUAAUUCUACAGUACACCUUGAUGACAUUACUGUAACAGAAGGGUAAGUUCAUAUAACGUAAACUAAAAUAAAUUUUAAGGUCGGCUAUAUUGCUAGACUGUUUGCCGAAAAAUUCGAAGUCAAUCGUGUUAAUCAACAAUCUACGACAAUAUUCGUACGGUCCUCCAAGUGAAUGUGCCAAAAACUUUGGUAAAGCUUAUCAAAGCAAAGCUGACAGCAGAGUCAAACGUGAAGAUGUUAAGACGGCCUUCUUCAAUGGUCAAGUUGAUGUUUGUAGGUACGUUUUAAGGCCUAUUUCUUACAAGCACCUGGUGGCGCUGAGUUGGACCUAGCACGAGCACACCCUAUUUGUCUCAACUGCUGUUUGUAGUCCUAUAUAGCACGUUGUCUUUUAAUACUACGUAGCACAAAUAAAUAUCAUUUCAGUUUGAUUAUCAACGUUAUGAAUCCAUUCUACUGUGACUUCAAAAAAGCGUGUCCCAAUGACAUCCAAGACUUCCAAGUUACAUAUGCAGCCUUAUAUUCCAUACAGCAAUUGCUUUUGAAGACUGAAAAGCCCCUUGUGUAAGUUGAAAAUGUCCCAUGCAAAACCUAUUUCACAUUAUAAUGUAUAAUCUAGCUAAGUCCACGAGUUGUAGUUCUAAAAUAAUCAAAAAUCUUCUCUACAUAUUCAUCUAGACCCAUAACUUCUUCCCCUCACUUUCAGAUGUAUGCGACACCACAACACCAACGAGCCUCUGGGUGAGGUAAUUAAUCCCAAAGCCUAUGAGAAGACCUUCAACAUUAACAACGACACUUUGAUUGUAAACGACGACAUUUGUGAUGUUGUAGUAGAAGGAAGCGGAGCUGAUCUUGAAGAAGGCUCGGGAAUCGGAGCAUUCCAAUCUGACGCAUCCCAUUUGUCAGAAGUUCAACUUGAAGAUCAGUUCUGGGAAGAGCUGAGGAUAGAAAGAGUACUCAACGAUGCUUUCAACUAA